GAUGUCGGGCCGUGGGAAGCAGGGCGGCAAGGCCCGGGCUAAGGCCAAGUCGCGUUCAUCCCGCGCCGGUCUCCAGUUCCCCGUGGGCCGCGUUCACCGGCUGCUGCGUAAAGGUAACUACGCCGAGCGGGUGGGCGCCGGCGCUCCCGUCUACCUGGCCGCCGUUAUGGAGUAUUUGACGGCGGAGAUCCUGGAGCUGGCGGGGAACGCUGCCCGCGAUAACAAGAAGACACGGAUCAUCCCCCGUCACCUCCAGCUGGCGGUGCGUAACGACGAGGAGCUCAACAAGCUGCUGGGUGGCGUCACAAUCGCGCAGGGCGGUGUCUUGCCCAACAUCCAGGCAGUGCUGCUGCCCAAGAAGAGCGAGAGCCACAAGGCCAAGGGCAAGUGAGGCGGUUGGGAGCUGCUUCGAGAAGUUUUAAGUUUGUUUUUUUUUUUAAAUUCUUUUUUAACCCAAAGGCUCUUUUCAGAGCCACCUACUGCUUCAGGAAAAGGGCUGGAGGAGCAAGGUGGGGAGGGCCUGGUGCUAAUGAGUAUUGAUGAGUUAAUUGUUAGGUCUUAAUCCUUCCACAACAGGAAUGGCUGGGGGUAAAGCAUCAUCACCCCAAAACUCAUUACAGCCCCCAAAGAAGCACUAAAAUAAAAAAAACCCCAAACAAUAAUUUAUCAGGACUCAACACCCUGAGCAAGCACAAUUUGCAAAAUAAACAAAGCCACCUUUAUUAGUAAGACUUAACUUGCCUCCUGCUAUUUCCAUAGGAGGUGAGGAAUGAUUGAAGCUACCUGUGCUUAGUGAUAGAAGAAUGGUCCACAAAUAUCUCAAAAUAGGCUU
This is a messenger RNA of Grus americana (Whooping crane), 832 nucleotides long. Its product is annotated as histone H2A type 2-C-like. The record is from RefSeq and is a predicted model, not a curated record. Gene Ontology annotation, molecular function: protein heterodimerization activity; structural constituent of chromatin; DNA binding. Gene Ontology annotation, cellular component: nucleosome. The coding region runs from base 2 to 391 and encodes 129 amino acids. The transcript has a single exon. NCBI's taxonomy places the organism in Eukaryota, Metazoa, Chordata, Aves, Gruiformes, Gruidae.